AUGAGCUCCAGCGCAACGAGCAACACCACUGGCCGCAGCCCAAAGCGAGGAGUAGAUUACACCCCCGCCAGCACAUCCGUCGGCAGCAGCCAGAGGAAUAGCAGUGAGGAUCGAGUCCAAGCUCAGGGCAAAGAGAGAGGAAGCACAGAUGGUAGCAGAAGCUUCCACCAGUCUCAAACGGCAGAGGCUGAGCCAGCCAAAGCUGCACCCGCGAGCAGUGGAGGAGGAUGGUGGGGAAGCAUGUACAGCGCUGCAACAGCAGCCGUCAAACAAGCAGAGAACAUCGCGACGCAAAUCACGGGGAAUGAGGAAGCACAGAAGUGGGCGGAUCAAGUGCGAGGCAAUAUGAAGAAUCUUCAAAGCAUUGGCACCGAUCUCCGCACCCGCGCCCUUCCCACAUUCACCUCCUUAAUCUCCCACAUCGCCCCUCCCAUCUCCGCCCACGAACGCCUGCAAAUCCACACCACCCACGACAUCCUCAACUACCCCUCCCUCGACCCAUUAAUCUACUCCACCUUCUCCCGCGUCAUGUCCCAAGUCGAAGGCGGCGACCUCCUCGUCCUCCAACGCGGCUCCGAGUCCCGCAACCGCUCCGACGCAGACACAUCCGGCUAUCGCGGCGCAGGCGUGCUCGGCGGAGCAGGUUCAGGCUGGACCGACGGACCUUGGUACCGCGAGUCCGCAGCAGCGCGAUCCCUCGGUGUCGUUCAGGGACUGAAAGAAGGCACCCGCCUCGUCCGCGUGUCUGCUGAAUCCUACGCGAAAGAAUUCUUCGACGCACGUGGUGGGGUCGAAGAAGCCGCUAAACGAGCCACGGAAACGCUCUCCGAGUCCAACCCGGUCAGGUCUUCGGAUAUCUUCCUCGCCAUCCAAGCAGUAGGCUACACCUCCGACGCAACCUGGUUCGCAGGCGACGCCCACACGGAAGACAAGAAGACGGAAGAAGGUGCAAAUGAAGACCUCGUCGUCUUCGCAAUCUACCUUUACGACCCGCUGCACUCUCUCGCCUUCCACUCCCUUUCUCAACCCUUCCCUGCCGUCUGGGCGAGUUGGCUCGACGCAUCCUCCACCAGCGAUGACGAUGGCUCAAGCAUGAACCUCGCGGGUCUACCAGAGAGUAUCCGCGAAUUAAUCGCAGCCGGGGGCGUAGAUCCUCGAGACUGGGCGGUGGAGUGGUUGGAAGAGACGCUCACACUCAGCGUAGGCAUCGUCGCACAGCAGUACGUUGCGAAGCGAAUGGGCGUCGGCGAGGGAUCUUUAGGGCGAGGGAAGAGGAAUGUGGAGGAAGAGGAUUUGGGUGGUGAGGCGGCGAGGGCGGUUUGA
This is a messenger RNA of Zymoseptoria tritici IPO323, 1323 nucleotides long. RefSeq lists its product as uncharacterized. The coding region runs from base 1 to 1323 and encodes 440 amino acids. The record is from RefSeq and is a predicted model, not a curated record. The transcript is spliced from 2 exons. Lineage: Eukaryota; Fungi; Ascomycota; Dothideomycetes; Mycosphaerellales; Mycosphaerellaceae.